Molecule: messenger RNA, 745 nt
Organism: Rosa rugosa (rugosa rose)
Lineage: Eukaryota; Viridiplantae; Streptophyta; Magnoliopsida; Rosales; Rosaceae
Exons: 1
Coding region: 94-540 (148 amino acids)
Source: RefSeq, a predicted model, not a curated record
UAUCUGAAAAAAAAGCACAAACUUCACUCUUUAGGGCUCUGCUCUCGAAAAACCAUGCCCACCUGAACCACCCAAUCCUCCGCCGUCCGAUCAAUGUCAUCGCCGCCGCCGUCGUCGGCGUUCUCCGUGAUCUGCCUGCUCCACGCGGCGAUCGCCAUCGCUUGCGGCGCGUCCAUGAUGUUCUACAUGUCGGAUCUGUACACCUUGGGGCACGGAGUCGAGACGGCGCAGAAGCUUCUCGGGUCGACGCCGCACGACCAGCUCCUGAUCCGGACCUCCGACUCGUUCUCCGGGUUGCUCCUCUUCGCGAUCGGGUUCCUGCUCCUCAUGGUCUCCUUCGUCAGAGAUCGCGAGUUCCAGAGCUUCUUCGCCAAGGGCUGCACGCUCCUCCAUGUCUUCAUGGGCCUCUGGCGCUGCUACUUCGAGCGCAGGGUCGAGGAUCUCGCCUGGGAUUGGCUCCGGCAGACCGUCGGCGACGUCGUUUUGGCCCUCUCUUGGGUCUUCUUCCUUGUGUACUCGUGGAGAGAAAAGUACGAUUAAGCCCCUCCCUCUCACUAUUUUUACAGCUUGUUAAAAACUUGUAUCAAGGGUAAAAAUGUCAAAAAAUUCACCGAGUUUGUGUUGGUGUUUCCUGUAAAUUUCGAUGUUUCUUGUUGGAUUUUUACAUACAGGAUAGUGGAAUUGGUAAUCUCUGCUGUAAAUAUUCACUCUUUUUUGGAUAAUAAAACUCAUAUUUUGAUGGUAA